Molecule: messenger RNA, 1964 nt
Organism: Cannabis sativa
Lineage: Eukaryota; Viridiplantae; Streptophyta; Magnoliopsida; Rosales; Cannabaceae
Product: F-box protein SKIP16
Exons: 5
Coding region: 359-1696 (445 amino acids)
Molecular function (GO): protein binding
Source: RefSeq, a predicted model, not a curated record
CAGAUUGUUGAAACAAAAUGAAAAAUUGGUUUUUAACUAUAGAGAGGUAUUUUCUCAAAAAAAAAAAAAAAAAAAAAAAAAACUAUAAAGGGGUAUAAUUGGAUUAAUGUGUUCAAUAGGUGGUGCAUUAAAAGAUCUUGUACCAUAUUUAAGCAAGGUAUAUCAAAUUUCCCUUGUCUAGUAACACCGACUGUGCUACACCAGAAAAGUGUCAAUAGUUUGGAAAAUAUGCUUUACCAGGGAUGAAAAGUGUCACACGAGAAAGAGUCAUACAUAGGAUAGGAGAUUAAUAAUCUUUCUUUGGGACGAUUACAUAGCAUAGCAGAUUUCUUACCAGAAAAUCAGGGAGAAAGAAAUCAUGGGGUUCGACACGUUGGGUGAUCUCGAGCUUAACAUAAUCCUAAGCAACUUAGGAGCUGAAGACACCGCUAGAACUUCUUGUGUCAGCAAGAAAUUGCGGACAUCCACCUCCGAUGACAUUCUUUGGUCCCAUUUCUGCGCCCAAGAGCUUGGCCUCUCACAACCCCUUGAUCCUCUCGGCAAUCCAGUCGCUUCUUUCAAGGUAUCUUAUCAGUUAUGGCGAGAAUCGUUUAGUAUGUAUCCUUGGUCACUUGUAAGGCGGGUACAUAAAUGUUGGGGAAGGCUUAGAAAUUGGUUGACACUUAAUUUUCCAGAGGCUGAGGCUACUCUUAGAAAGGGGGCAUCAGAAUCUGAGAUUCAAGAGUUUGAAAGAAUCUUGAAGGUGAAAUUACCUCUUCCUACGAGGAUCCUCUAUCGUUUUUACGAUGGCCAGGAAUUUAAAGAUGAAGACUAUGCAAAUGAUCUGUAUGGUAGUCCAUUGGGCCUGAUAGGUGGUUAUACUUUCUAUAACCGCUCUGUAAAUGUGUACUUGCUGCCUUUACAUCAAAUUGUUGCGCAAACAAUUGAUAACAGAUCUUAUCCUGGUUUCUCUGGAAAAUCAAAUUAUAUUAUUGUGGCUGCUUCCUCCACAUUAAUUCCCAAGUUAUUUUUGCUAAACUGUAGCAGCGGUCAACUCUUUGUUGGCACCAAGAAUCUGUCAGCUUCUGGAGAAAUGCUUCCUUGUGUUCCAAAGGAAUCGAUCAGAUCAGUGCAUGAUGUUAAUGCUAACCAACAACAGGAUGCCAUGUUGCUGUGGUUAGAGGAGCAUGCUAGUCGGUUGGAAAAAGGAAUCAUCAAACUUCGUGAAGGGAAAAAACCCGGUAGUAAUAGUAUCAGUCAGUUUCCUGAAGAAUCCCCCUUAUGUAGUACUGCUAUAACCUCUGGUGUACAAGUUAGUGCUUCUGCUGUGCUUAUUCCAGAAUUUUCAGACCUUGAAGAUUUUGAGGAAAAAUAUUUGUUUACAUACUCUAUCCGCAUGUCCCUUCUUCCUGGAGGAGGCAAUAUCAAUGGGAUGGCAUUUGACUCUUGUCAACUGUAUUGGAGACACUGGGUCAUUCGUGCUAAUAACCAAGUUGUGUCUGAUGUUAAUGGUGAAGCUGUAAUUGGAAAGUUCCCAAUACUGCGUCCAGGUGCGAAGGAAUUUAUUUACGAGAGUUGCACUCCUUUACCAUCUUCUGAAGGUUCCGUUGAAGGCUAUUUUACUUUUGUCCCUGGCAGGUUGCAAGAGCCAAAAGGCGACAUGUUCAGGGUAAAUGUAGCACAGUUUCCCCUUCAACUACCAGACUACAUUUACUAAAUAAUUUGCAAGGGGUUUGGGUUUAAGAUAAUCGUCACACCAUGUCGUACAUUCUGUUUUUCUUUAUUAUUAAAUAUUCUAUUACCCUUUAUCUUCUUCUUUUAAUAUUUGUUUUCUUUGCUGUGGAACAUUUUUCUUGGAUUGCCUUUUAGUGUAGCCUGUAGUAUGUGAAAUAUGAAGAGAAUUAUGUGUACCCGAAUUGAGUUUCAUAACUUUACUUCAAUAACAGAAGAAAGAGAUGGAGAAAAAUGGAGAGGUUAAGGUUUCA